Mucor velutinosus is the source of this 585-nucleotide messenger RNA. RefSeq lists its product as uncharacterized. Bases 1 to 585 code for a protein of 194 amino acids. The transcript has 2 exons. Lineage: Eukaryota; Fungi; Mucoromycota; Mucoromycetes; Mucorales; Mucoraceae. The record is from RefSeq and is a predicted model, not a curated record.
AUGUGUCGCGUAAGUGGAAAGAAAUGUAGCAGAGCAUCUGCUGAUGCAGCCAACAUCAAGCGUAGUAUUAGCGACUUGAGUCGACAGCAUGGUGGUCGAAAAAUGGAUUACUUGUUCAAGACAAGAGAUGCAGGAACUGAAGUUGGUUGCGGUGAAUGUGGCUUGAUUGCUGGUGUAAAUACCACCAAAGAGUUGCAAGAUUGUGGGUUUAAAAUGCCCAAGGUCAUGAAGGACAUGAUGUUUAGACUCGUGUUGGAAUCACCUGGCGUUAUGAACAAACUCUGUAUCAGUGGCGUUUAUAUUGGUCAAAAUGUGUUGAAAUUAUCGAUUUUAGAUUGUCCUGCAGGCUAUGUGACAAGAUACGAUGCUUUCAAUCCAGUUGACUAUCCAAUGACAGAAAGCAAGAUUCGCCGUCAAUUAGCUGCUGUGUUGAAAAUGAUUCUCAGUGCAAGACUAAUUAUGCAAGAUGCCAAACAAAAGCUUGAUGAUGAUGAUUCUGAGAUAGUUUUGGGGAAACAAAGACAUUUAAUUAUGCAGCCAUCUUUUACCCUCAAUGUAGUAUAUAAUAAGAAGCGUAAACUUUAA